AACAGGCAACAUUCGAUCGAUUCAACGACGCCGCUGUCAAACGACAAACAUUGCGUCUCGCAAGACAAGUUGUAAAAAAAAUUAACCUUUCUACUGACGAAACUGUGCCACGAACUUUUACAACAUGAAGAAAACACAUCAAACGCGACAAAAGACUAUGAGUGACCCGAUGAUCGUGACGCGCGUGAAAAAUUACUUAGCGGAAAAUGUGGACAAGACGUUCGUUGAUGUGAGCCAAAUGGCGCGUUCUCUCAAAGAGCGGCACCGCGAGUACAACAACAGGAGCGACAGUGCCUUCUGUCAGAUGGUGGAGAGUGCAUACAAAGUGGUUUUACAAAGCUACGGGCUCGACGGUGCGUCCACGUCAGACGGUUCCGAAGAAGAGUCCGACUUGGAGUUGUUGGACGAAAACGCCAGCGCAUUGAACGAGCGGCUUCUCGCCAUGUACAAAAUGCAGGACAAAAAACGACCCGCAGCUAAUCGUCGCAAUACAGAUAAGUCUGGUGAGCCCAUAGACAUACUUAGUAGCGACGAAGACGGUAGCGCGGCGCCCAAACUACCCAAAAUAAGCGAUCAAAUAACAAUCACCCCCCACAUACCGGCCAGAACAAAUAGCACGGCCAUCGAGAGUGCACUAAAACAACAAAACCAACCGGUUGACAAGAAACGGAAGCCUGAAUCCAAUAAAAAUCCUGUGCCCAAGAAAAAGUAUGAUGUUGGCACAUCAAAACAUGUUAAGGUAUCGUUUGAGGACAUUGGUGGGCUGUCUGACAUUAUAACACAGAUAUGUGACCUAAUUUUACACAUGAAACACCCAGAAGUGUAUGCCAAGUUGGGUAUAAAAGCCCCCAGAGGGGCAUUAUUACAUGGUCCACCGGGCACAGGGAAAACAUUACUUGCACAGGCUAUUGCAGGUAAAUUACAAUUACCUCUUGUGUCUGUGACAGGCACAGAGCUUGUGGGUGGAGUGUCUGGAGAGUCGGAAGAAAGAAUCAGAGAGUUAUUUGAGCGAGCUGUAUCUGUAUCUCCAAGUGUUUUAUUCAUUGAUGAGAUAGAUGCUGUAUGUGGUAAUAGAGUCCAUGCUCAAAAAGACAUGGAGAAGAGAAUGGUAGCUCAACUAUUGGCUAGCUUAGACUCGCUUAGUGAUAAUGAUGCUGCAGUACUUGUGCUAGCUGCAACUAACAACCCUGAUGCCUUAGACCCUGCAUUGAGAAGAGCAGGGCGUCUUGAACAAGAAAUAACAUUGGGUAUACCAUCAUUAAAAUCAAGGAAAGAGAUUUUAGAAAUUCUUUGUAGAAACAUUACAAUGGAUGAAGAUGUUAACAUGAAUAUUUUAGCACAAAUAACACCAGGAUUUGUAGGAGCUGACCUGCAGGCUUUAGUGAAUAAAGCCAGCACUUACGCAGUCAAGAGAAUCUUUACCGAAAUCAGAGCAAAUGAAUUGGCACAAAAAGUUAAGGCACAGGCUAAACCUGUUGAAGAAUUAGCCCCUGUAAUAUCAAAUGGUGAAAAAGAAAGUGAAGAGCCGGCCAGCAAUGAGCCCACUGAGUCUGUAGUUAAUGCAGUAGAGGGUUCGACUCCAAUUGUUGUUGCAGAACCAGUACCAGAAAAAUUGGAAUCUGAAGUAAACCAUGUUGAAGAAUCUGUAAAACCCUUAAGCCCUCUAGAUGAGGUUUUAGAAUUGCUGAAUGUGAUGCCUUAUUCCACAGAAAAGUUAUCAGGCCUUGCCAUCAGACUAGAAGACUUCCUCAAAGCUUUAAAAACAACAAAACCUUGUGCAGUGAGAGAAGGUAUUGUAACAGUCCCGGAUGUAAGUUGGGAUGAUGUUGGAUCUUUGAACCAAGUAAGAAAAGACUUACAGCUAGCAGUGUUGGCUCCAGUGAAAUAUCCGGAACAAUUGAGUAAACUUGGACUCUCUGCACCAAGCGGAGUGUUACUUUGUGGACCUCCAGGAUGUGGUAAAACAUUACUGGCGAAGGCUGUAGCUAACGAGGCGGGAGUAAAUUUUAUAUCUGUUAAAGGUCCUGAACUACUCAACAUGUAUGUUGGUGAGAGUGAGAGAGCAGUGCGUACGUGUUUCAGACGCGCUCGAAAUUCCGCACCCUGUGUGAUAUUCUUCGACGAAUUCGACGCUCUAUGUCCGAGACGUACGUCACAAGAUAACAACGGUGCUGCCAGAGUGGUGAACCAGUUGUUGACCGAAAUGGACGGUAUAGAAAGCCGUGAAGGAGUCUUUGUGUUAGCAGCUUCAAACAGGCCAGAUAUUAUUGACCCAGCAGUGCUACGACCGGGACGUCUCGACCGCGUCAUGUACGUUGGAAUGCCGGCGAGAGAAGACCGGUUCGACAUCCUCCAGAAGCUAACCAAAGGUGGUACUAAGCCACAAUUAGGACCUGACGUGGACCUACAAGUGAUUGCAGGGUUAACCGAAGGCUAUACGGGGGCUGACCUCGCAGGACUGGUCAGAGCUGCCGCCACUAAUACAUUAACGAACCACAUCGCAAAUGGAACUCUUGAAGGCGAAAUUUUCGUAACAUUCGAAGACUUUAGAGCAGCUCUAUCGAAAUGCAAGCCUUCCGUUUCGUCGAAAGAGCAGUUGCACUACGAAAAACUGAGAUUGAAGUACGCAUCGGGUGCCGACGACAAAGAUAUGGAAAUGGAGACUGAACCACUAACCGAAGAGUCAAUGGACACUGUGUGAGGACUGUUCAUUGAUAUCAUUUUAGAUAUAUUUUCAUUAAAUCACAUACCGUUAAUUUUAAGCGUGUACUUCAAACAAAUAGUGCCAAGUUGUUCCUUUUUAAGUUAAAUUUUGAUGUCAGUAUAGAAUCAUUGGUAUGAUGUGCCUCAAUAUAGUAUAUGUAUAAGCAGAAUGAUAAUUUUUGAUCAAAUGGGUAUGCGAAUUUAAUUUUUAGAGUGUUACACUGUUAUGCUCAUGAAUUCAUAUAACUGCACAUUUAAAGAUUCAGCAAAAUAAAGAAAAUAUUUUUUCCUAUA
Molecule: messenger RNA, 2997 nt
Organism: Manduca sexta (tobacco hornworm)
Lineage: Eukaryota; Metazoa; Arthropoda; Insecta; Lepidoptera; Sphingidae
Gene: smid
Product: nuclear valosin-containing protein-like
Exons: 1
Coding region: 125-2701 (858 amino acids)
Biological process (GO): ribosome biogenesis
Cellular component (GO): nucleus
Molecular function (GO): ATP hydrolysis activity; ATP binding; RNA binding
Source: RefSeq, a predicted model, not a curated record